Messenger RNA from Echinops telfairi (small Madagascar hedgehog), 1284 nucleotides. RefSeq names its product sorting nexin family member 21 (gene SNX21). Lineage: Eukaryota; Metazoa; Chordata; Mammalia; Afrosoricida; Tenrecidae. The record is from RefSeq and is a predicted model, not a curated record. Gene Ontology annotation, biological process: protein transport. The transcript is spliced from 5 exons. Bases 1 to 1185 code for a protein of 394 amino acids. Gene Ontology annotation, cellular component: early endosome membrane. Gene Ontology annotation, molecular function: phosphatidylinositol phosphate binding; protein binding.
AUGGGAGGAGGGGCCGUUGGCCAGAGGCUGGCGGAGCGGAAAGCUGAGACAUCCAUCCAAGGCUUUCUUCGGCCUCUGGCCCUGCUCCUUGCCCCCUCCCCCACCUUUGCCUAUGCCAAGAGGCAGCUCCCGGAGAGCUCGGAGCUGGAAGACGACGACGCCGAGGGCCUGUCCUCCCGCCUAAGCGGCACCCUCAGUUUCACCAGCGCCGACGACGAGGACGACGAGGGCGACGAGGAGGUUGGCCCCGACCCGCUGGCUCCUGGGGACGGGGCGUCGGGAAUAGACGCAGAACUGAGCACCCCACCUGACGCGCCUCGGGGCAGUCAGCUCCUGACCCGGCAGCUGCAGGACUUCUGGAAAAAGUCAAGGAGCACCCUGGUAUCCCAGCGGCUGCUUUUCGAAGUCACAAGCGCCAAUGUCGUCAAGGACCCACCCUCCAAGUACGUGUUCAUCUCUGUCUUUCUCUUUGUGCUGCGAUGGGCCUGGGUCAUUUCAGACGAGCCUCAGCUCUACACCCUCGCCGUGAUUGGUCCCGGUCUCCCAGACCACCAGCCAGCCCAGAUCUCCCGCCGCUACUCGGACUUUGAGCAGCUGCACCGGAGCCUACAGCGGCGGUUCCGGGGCCCCAUGGCGGCCAUCUCCUUCCCCAGGAAGCGCCUGCGCCGGAACUUCACGGCAGAGACCAUUGCACGCCGCAGCCGGGCUUUCGAGCAGUUUCUGGGCCAUCUGCAGGCAGUGCCCGAGCUGCGCCGUGCCCGGGACCUGCAGGACUUCUUCGUGCUGCCCGAGCUCCGGCGGGCCCAGGGCCUCACCUGCACUGGCCUCUACCGUGAGGCCCUGGCGCUGUGGGACAAUGCCUGGCAGCUGCAGACCCAGCUCGGCACCCCCUCUAGCCCAGACCGGCCGCUGCUGACCCUGGCGGGGUUGGCUGUGUGCCACCAAGAGCUGGAGAACCCCAGGGAGGCUCAGGUGUGCUGUGAGAAGGCCCUGCAGCUGCUGGGGGACAAGGACCCCCACCCGCUGCUGGCACCCUUUCUGGAGGCCCAUGUCCGGCUCUCUUGGCGCCUGGGCCUGGACAAACGCCAGACAGAGGCCCGGCUCCAGGCCUUACAGGAGGCAGGCCUGACCCCUACUCCGCCCCCCAGCCUCAAAGAGCUGCUCAUCAAGGAGGUGUUGGACUAAGCCUAGCCUGGGGGGUGCUGGGAGCCCCUAGAGCAGUGGUUCUCAAACUUCCUCAUGCCAUGACCCUUUAAUAUGGCUCCUCAUGUGGUGGUGACCCCC